GAAGGCUCGUGGUAAUCCCAGCUCGGUAAAAAGCCGGUGUGUGCGCAGGAGAGAGUCAGUGCCGAGUCAGACACACUCAGAGGGAUCACUGGAAGUUUGUGCUUUGGAGAUGCCCGAUAAUCCACAAAACUUUCCCAUCACUUUGUUGCAUUUUGGAGGUUUGUGAAACCCAGAAGAGGAGACCUGCAGAUUGUUCCGCACACAGUUUAUCCUAACAUCCCCGGAUCCUCUGGGGGGAUUGUUCUCUUUAUAGCCUACACACUGUGCGCUCAGUCUUGUCAUGUCCUCCGGUGAUGCAUCGGAACAGAGUCGGCGGGUCAGCGUGCUGUCUUGGGAUCAGGUGCGGCGUUUGGACUCCAUCCUGGGGGAGAGCGUCCCGAUCCACGGCCGGGGGAACUUCCCCACACUGUCCGUGCAGCCCAGGCAGAUCGUCCAGGUGGUCAGGGCUCGACUGGAGGAGCGGGGCGUGGUGGUUUGUGACGUCAAGCUGAACGGCUCAGCUGCCAGCCACGUGCUCCACGAGGACAAUGGCCUUGGCUACAAAGACCUGGAUCUGAUCUUCGGCCUGAGUCUGACUGAUGACAAAACCUUCCGGCUGGUGAAGGACGUGGUGCUGGACUGCCUGGUGGAUUUCUUGCCUGAAGGCGUGUGCAGGGAGCGAAUCACAACCAUUGCUCUAAAGGAAGCGUACGUGCAGAAACUGGUGAAAGUUUGCAACGAUACGGACCGCUGGAGCCUCAUUUCGCUGUCCAACAACACUGGCAAGAAUGUGGAGCUGAAGUUUGUGGACUCCCUGAGAAGGCAGUUUGAGUUCAGCGUCGACUCCUUCCAGAUAACCCUGGACUCUCUGCUGCUCUUUGACCGCUGCUCGGAGACGGCCAUGUCUGAGACUUUCCACCCUACAGUGCAGGGGGAGAGCAUGUAUGGAGACUUCGAGGAAGCUCUGGGUCACCUUCACUCCAGGACUAUUGCCACCCGCAGCCCAGAAGAGAUCCGGGGCGGCGGGCUGCUCAAGUACUGCCACCUGCUGGUGCGUGGCUUCCGGCCAUCCUCAGAGACCCAUAUGAAACAGUUGCAGCGCUACAUGUGCUCGCGAUUCUUUAUCGACUUCCCCGACAUAAGCGUGCAGCAGCGUAAACUGGAGACAUAUCUGCAGAACCACUUCACAGGCAUGGAGCACAAGCGCUACGAGUGCUUGGUGACGCUGAGGCGAGUGGUGGACGAGAGCACUGUUUGUCUGAUGGGCCACGAGCGCAGACAGACGCUGGCACUUAUUUCCGCCCUGGCGCUGCGUGUAAUGGCCGAACAGAUAGCUAUCCCUGCUCUGGCCAACAUCACCUGCUACUACCAGCCCGCUCCCUAUGUCAGAGACGUCAACUUCAGCAAUUAUUAUGUGGCACAAGUGCAGCCACCCAUGGUUACAUGCAACUCUUAUCGAACGUGGCUGCCUUGCAGUUGAGCGAUCAAUUUUAGGAUGUGUGGCGAGCUUUCCGUUUUUACUUUACAUUGAUGUAAGCUGAGCAUUCAUUCGAGUGCUCUGUGCCUCUGUAGCAAUGUGGCUGUUUUUGGUUUGGGGCCCAUCAUGGACAAAAAGGAAUUAAUGUAUCUUUUUGUUGCUAAAUCUUAUAUCAAAACCAUUCCACUAAGUUAUAUUGAUUGAUACUGAUGUAAAAAAUAAAAAAUAAUAAUCUGAUUCGAGCCAUUAUAAUUAGAGUUUUUUAUUCUGUUGUUUUAUAACCAAUGUGGAAAUAAUAUGAAGGGUUGAUCUGUGACAGAGGAACUUUGCCAGUUCUGUUUCUUGUCUGAUAGAGGCUUGGAUUGGGUCUUUAAUGAAAUGUAAAUCAUUUGUACGAAACCAGAAAGUUUUCUGUUCUGUCUGUGGUUUCCGUUGAGCUGAUUGGAAGGGCAAAAGGACCAAAGAAAAACUUUCUUGUGUAGCAUGACAAACGUGGUUCCAAGUGCCUGAAACUGACCAACUAUCUUUAUAGUAUUUGGUCUGUAAGAAUUGUUUUUGAAACUUUUUCAUUCAGGUUACUUUAUAUUUCUAUAUCCAGGGUCAGGGUAUUUGUUUUUAAGUCAUUAAAAAAAUGUCAAAAAUGGAAA
Molecule: messenger RNA, 2103 nt
Organism: Cottoperca gobio
Lineage: Eukaryota; Metazoa; Chordata; Actinopteri; Perciformes; Bovichtidae
Gene: tent5bb
Product: terminal nucleotidyltransferase 5Bb
Exons: 2
Coding region: 281-1459 (392 amino acids)
Biological process (GO): mRNA stabilization
Molecular function (GO): poly(A) RNA polymerase activity; RNA binding
Source: RefSeq, a predicted model, not a curated record